AUGGAUACUUUCUUUAUUAGCGAUCUUCAGAUCAGAGAGUGCUCUCCAAGAGAAUCUGAUCUACAAGACAAAAGACAUAGACUUGAUGUGUUGAAACAAACCGGAACAGUUGAGGAAUUCAACCACCAAUUUGAAAGUAUAGUAGGAAAAUUACCUGCCGGUUUUUACUCAGAGGAAACAAAGGUUGAUAUAUAUGUUCGGAAGUUGCAAUAUCAUGUAAGAAGCGAAGUACAAUACAGGUACCCUGAAGAUAUUGAGGAAGCACAAAAUUUAGCUCUAGCAUUCGAGAAUAAGUACUAUGAACCACAAGACCCCACGACUAAUAAUACUAAAAAGCAACUGGGCAACAAAUCCCGAAACGAUGGUACCGGAAACUCGCAAAAAGCUCGACAUCAAAAUAAAGUUCCAAGGCAAACUCUAAACAACAAAAAGACUAUCAAGAGAUGCUUCUAUUGUGGUGAAACAGACCACUUGAUAGCCAGAUGUCAUUAUAAAUAA
Debaryomyces fabryi is the source of this 498-nucleotide messenger RNA. RefSeq lists its product as uncharacterized. The transcript has a single exon. Lineage: Eukaryota; Fungi; Ascomycota; Pichiomycetes; Serinales; Debaryomycetaceae. The coding region runs from base 1 to 498 and encodes 165 amino acids. The record is from RefSeq and is a predicted model, not a curated record.